Messenger RNA from Podospora bellae-mahoneyi, 480 nucleotides. RefSeq lists its product as uncharacterized. Lineage: Eukaryota; Fungi; Ascomycota; Sordariomycetes; Sordariales; Podosporaceae. The coding region runs from base 1 to 480 and encodes 159 amino acids. The record is from RefSeq and is a predicted model, not a curated record. The transcript has a single exon.
AUGCUGUGGAAUGGGCUAUGCCCGAUGCAAGGGGAAGACUUGGUGUCUGUAACGUUUAAACGACCGUUUAUCUCCCUCUUCUUCUUUUGUCUUUACCAAAACUUCUCCAGACCUUGUCCACAUACGCUUAGUGGCUUCGGAAGGCAUCCAAGACCUACGAUUGUUUGUCCUCUCGAGUCGGCAAGCCCUUCCGAUGAAGCACUCUCUCUUGAUAAACUUCAGCACGACCUGAUCCACCACACCUCGAACUCCCAUCCUUUCAAAGACCAGAGGACAUCUAUCAUCAUCAGCGGGGACUGCGAAUAUGAAGCAUCAACCGAGGAACCGCCAACAGCAUCGCGAGGUUCUCAAGCGGCAGAAUGUGAUGACGCUCGGCGGCUCGCACCCCUGUCGGUGCGGGCGGUGAGGUCACCACCUCUCACAGCCAGAAAGCAGGAAACAUGUGCCUGGUCCAGGGUUCGGGCCGUUCGGUGGUGGUGA